AUGGCAGCCUCAUCUCGUUCUAGCCAGUAUCUCCAUGAUCAUUUCAAUGAACGAGCGGAACGAGUCAACAACCUCCAAGCGGAGGUGAACCGGCUUCAAGACGAAAACAAGAUCCUUCACAUCAAGCUCGCAGAGGAGAAGAUUAAAACACAGGGACUUAAGGCAUCGGUGAAGGCAAUGAAGUUAUGUCUAAACAGCUUGAUGGGCACUGCGGUACAGAGGUUACGACAGAUGAGCGCAAGCGAGGACGGGUCGAUGACUCGCAUCAGCAAUGAAGCAGAGGAAGAGCCUGCAGACUCCUCCAAUUCUAGUACUGUUGUCCCCACAGCGGAUCUUGGAAUCCCCUGUCUUGCUCUGGCACGGAUGGAGGCCGGUUAA
This is a messenger RNA of Stereum hirsutum FP-91666 SS1, 378 nucleotides long. RefSeq lists its product as uncharacterized. NCBI's taxonomy places the organism in Eukaryota, Fungi, Basidiomycota, Agaricomycetes, Russulales, Stereaceae. Bases 1 to 378 code for a protein of 125 amino acids. The transcript is spliced from 4 exons. The record is from RefSeq and is a predicted model, not a curated record.